AGUCGAGUGCAGGCAGCCAAACAGAGAAGACGUGGCUACCUGCCGCACAGCUGUUCGCUACGAGGAAAACUACCUUUACGGUUGACGAUCGCCCGUCACAUGGCAGCAGGCGUUUUCGACCAGCAUACGCCACUCUCCAGUGCCUUCUGCGCCAGAGCAAUGGAAUCCGCUGCCGCCCCCGAGAUGUCAGUGACGGUAAAGCAAGAGGCGGUGCUUCUGACACCACCCUCGUCGCCGGCGGCGUCCGCCCCCGCGGACCCGCCGCCGCUGCCGCCCCCGCCGCCGCCGGCAGUGCCUCUGUCUGCCUUCUGCCGGCCACUGCCGCAGCACCAGGCGCCGCCUCCACCGCCCCCGCACCUGUACUACGGCGGCCUAGCGCUGCCCCCGGCGGCCGCCCUGCUCGGUCACUGGCUGCGGCUGCACUGCCGCCCCUCGGGCCCGCCCCCGCUUCCGCCCCCGGGAGUCGGACGGCCUCGCUCUGGCCCCCUGCGGCCCAAAAAGCAGUUCAUCUGCAAGUACUGCUCGCGCCACUUCACCAAGUCGUACAACCUGCUCAUCCACGAGCGCACGCACACCGACGAGCGGCCCUAUUCGUGUGACAUCUGCGGCAAGGCGUUCCGGAGACAGGACCACCUCAGGGACCACAGGUACAUCCACAGCAAGGAGAAGCCGUUCAAGUGUGGGGAGUGCGGCAAGGGCUUCUGCCAGUCUCGCACGCUGGCGGUGCACAAGAUCCUGCACAUGGAGGAGUCGCCGCACAAGUGCCCCGUGUGCGCGCGCAGCUUCAACCAGCGCUCCAACCUCAAGACGCACCUGCUGACGCACGCAGCGCCUCCACCUCAGCAGCAGCAGCAGCAGCAGCAUCACCCGCCGCCACUGGCCGCCCCCUUCUCUGUGCCUGUCGGUGGCCCACUGCCGCCAGCGCCGCCCCCGCCACCUCCUCCCCCGCAGACGCACCACCACGCGCCGCCACCCCCGCUGCUGCUGGACCUCUCUUCGUCGGCCACCAGAUCGCUCCCUGCGACGUUGCCGCCGCCCCCGGCGCUGCCCCUGAAUCCCGCCCCCAAACGCCUGAGCGGAUUCACCAUUGCAGACAUCAUGGGACGGUAGUCAGCUGUUGGCGACACGAGUUGCAGGACAACCUCGUACACACAAGCCGUUGUUAGCCGAUGAGCGUUCGCGCUGGUAUCUAGUCCAAAGAGUAUGACUCGCAGCAUUGAAUCUUCCUAAAAUGGCCUCUCCGAUGAACUCAAACUAUGACUAAUGAAAAGAGGCUAAGACUUCUCGCAAGCGCUUGAGAUAAAGCUUCUCGAAUCUCAUCGCUGAUUUCAUAAAUAUUCAGUUUUGCUACCAAUCACCCCAGAUUGUGAAAAAUUCGCCAGGAGGCGGUGAUGCGAAGUCCUUUUGUUGGGACAUGGCUGGAUGAUAGCAUUGUCUGUGGAAGUUUGCACCUGGAAAAUUUCCUAAAGAAUGUCACCUCGCUGAAAAGCUAUUUCCUAGUCUCUCAUAACACUACUUCGCACUCUGACACCACUAGGGAAUUACAGAUGAGAAAAACGUUGUUUGUGUGAGCGGCACUCUUAACUGUAGAAUAUGUACAAAUUAUUUAUCUUGCAUACCACCAGUGUUUGAGCAAGUACUAUACAGAGAAAGUAGUCAUAGAGACAGAUGUAUUUAAGAGUGUAGUUAGUCUGCAAGAGAGUAUUUUAUGUUCUGUAAAGGAAAAAGAUGUAUUAUAAUUUAAGAGCACUGUAAAUAAGUGAAUCAUGUAGAAUAGAAUUUUCUUUACCCGUAUUGUUACCAAGUAUUAUGCCAAAACCAGUAUUUACUUCUGGAGCAAUGAAUUGAGAUAAUGAACUGUUGAAUUAAUUUUAAGAUUCCUUUAACGGGUCGUGCAAGCCAAAGACGCAUGUGAGGAGGCAGUUCCUUCUUUGUUUUCUUUUUUCUCUUAUUUCUCUCAUAGCAAGUUACCAGUGAUUCUGAUUGUAAGCCAGUAUGUUCUACUGGGCAUGAGAGCAAUGUAUCAAACGACAAAAGUUAAGUUCCUUACUGAUGCUAUUUAUUUAUUGAACGCAAUUCAGUUGUAUUUUUCACUAAUUAAGAAUUAUUCUUUUUAUAAAGGAAAUGUAUAUACUGUACUGCUAUGGUAUUUAUUAGUAAAACGAUUUUCAAUACCAGAAAAUACUUGUUUUUAUUACGAUAAUAGCCUUAAAAGGUUAAACUUGCUCAUCAAAGAUAGUUAUUCGCUGAAAUUAGAAUAUACUUUCAUCACGUCAGACAUUCAGGACUAAUGUUCAUGACACUGUAUUCGCUGCAACAUGUGGUAAGUGAAUCAUUUAACUAGUAUUAUGUCCUUUUACAUUCGCCAUGUAUGUGCUAGACGUGGUCCUUACCUACGAACAGAGUUUCCUAUGGUGCAACAGGAAUCAAUCUGGAAGAGAUGUAGCAUCAUUGCCGCACUUACUGCCCAACCGCUAGCUUAGUUGCUCUUUUCAACUCCAGUGCCGAAAUAUAAAACGUUUUCAUGUUAAGAUUUAACCCUUCGAGUACCAGUAAUAUAAAAAGGUGUAAAAUUUUUCGUAAAACUUUUACGAGUGUAGUAUGAUACGAAUAAAAGUACAUCACAAUU
Schistocerca gregaria is the source of this 2629-nucleotide messenger RNA. RefSeq names its product protein odd-skipped-like. Bases 100 to 1110 code for a protein of 336 amino acids. Gene Ontology annotation, biological process: embryonic hindgut morphogenesis; regulation of transcription by RNA polymerase II; embryo development. The record is from RefSeq and is a predicted model, not a curated record. Lineage: Eukaryota; Metazoa; Arthropoda; Insecta; Orthoptera; Acrididae. Gene Ontology annotation, molecular function: DNA-binding transcription factor activity, RNA polymerase II-specific; RNA polymerase II transcription regulatory region sequence-specific DNA binding. Gene Ontology annotation, cellular component: nucleus. The transcript has 3 exons.